CCUCCAUCCACUCUGCACCACCAAAUCAUACCUCUCCGACUCACUACUUUAUCGCGACAACCAUGGCAAAGAAAAAGAAGCAGCAGAUGGAGGCUUGGUGCUGGUACUGUGAUCGAGAGUUCGAAGACGAAAAGGUGCUGCUACAGCAUCAGAAGGCAAAGCAUUACAAGUGCCCUUUCUGUCCAAGGAGGCUCAAUACUGCUGGAGGCUUGACGGUUCAUCUUCAUCAGGUCCAUAAACAGGAGCCCACAGUAAUCGAAAAUGCCCUCCCUGGCCGCGAGUCGUUCGACAUCGAGAUCUACGGCAUGGUGGGCAUCCCCGAAGCGGACCUGGCAGCCUGGCGAACAAAGAAGGAAGCAGAAGGGCAAGGCUCGUCGGGACAACCGUCAGCCAAGCGUCAGAAGAUAGAGAACGUCGCCCUCACGCCUGAGCAGCUCAAGGCUCAGCUCGAGGCACACAAGGCGCUCAUGAGCGGUCAGGCUUUACCCCCUGGUGCGGUUCUGCCUCCUGCUGGAUUCGGCACAGCCAUGUCACCGCCGCCGCCACGUCCACCAUCGGCGAUGCCAGCCUACUCUGGCCCUCCGCCCGGAUUUGGCAUGACUGGCCCGCCACCAGGGUACGGUCGCCCCCUUCCUCCCGGGAUGCCUCCCUACUCUGGCCCGCCCCCCUCUCUUUCCUCCCAACCAUGGCAACAGCCACCUCCUGGACAGGCUCCUCACCAAUAUACUGGGCCUCCACCACCCAACAUCACCAUCCCCGUGCCGAGUCCGCACCAGAGGGCGAUCAAGGAAGGAGCAAAGAGUCGCAUGGUUUAUGCGGAUCAGAAUUUGAGUCCAGAAGAGAAGAUGGCGAUGAGCAGCAAGUAUCAAUACAGCGAUCCUGAUGAUCCUCCUCAGAGACAGCAUACGCAGCAGCAGCAGCAACAGGCAUCCACGUCCACAUCAGCGACGGCAUAUGGGGCAGGGUCCCCUCCGCCUCCCACGAUGCACCAGCAACAGCAGCCGUACUACGGUGGACCUCCUCCUUCAAUUGGCAACUACGCGCCAGGCGGAUCGGCAAGCCCGUACGGCUACACACGCCCUCCUCCGCAGAGCGGCUAUGCGGUCAGUCCUUCUCCGUAUCCCGCAGCGGCAGCAGCAGUAACCCCCGUGUAUGCGCGCUCCGCUUCACCGAGCGUUCCACCUCCUUCUUUUAGCUCUCCACCACCUCCCGCUCCUCAACAGUACGGCGGGCCCCCUCCCCCGAUCGCUUACGGCAACGGGAGCGCACAGCAGGCACAAUCCUAUCCAGCCGUUCCUCCCGGCGCUUCGCCCCCCUCAUCCCGUCCCGAGGACAAUACGGCCGAAGCCCUCGCCCGUACGAAUGCCGGCGUCGCGUCAGCCGAUGGGCAGGCGAGGGGACAGAGAGAAGCAGAGGUGCGUCACAUGGAAGCGAAGGCGGAGGGACUUGGUGACAGACCGAGUGCGGAUGACCAGGGAGAAGGGCAGCCGGGUAGUGGGGUGAUGGAUGCAGCAGAGGGGAAUGAGGCGCUCAAGGCGCAGGACGCGCAAGGCGGGGAGAAAGUCAAGUCGACGCCGGGAAGAAGGGCGAGGGCGGCGGACCUUUUUUGAAGAGCGUGAUACGCUCAGAGAAGGAGACACAGAGGACCAGGGACACGAGGCAGACAAGACAGGUGCGUGUUGAUCGAGAGAAUGCGACGAGAACGUAGCAUCGCGUCCCGUCACCAUGGCUUCUCAAGAAAAGCAGGACGGAUAAACAGCGAUGUCCACUAUAGCACGAUGUAAGCGCAUUCUUUCCAGGGGGUGUAGCGCAGCUCGGCCCUCCCUUCAUCCAACGUUGCCUCUUCCCUUCCCGACCUUCUCGACCUUCUCACCAGUGGCGAACACCGCAGGUGCGAGCAGCCAUGGCAAGAUUAUGUUGACAACGACACUGUGAGUCCAUGCGCAGCCCCAUCCGCCGGCCGAAUCGUAUCUACUCUGCGUGCAUGCAGUG
Messenger RNA from Jaminaea rosea, 1992 nucleotides. RefSeq lists its product as hypothetical. Lineage: Eukaryota; Fungi; Basidiomycota; Exobasidiomycetes; Microstromatales. Gene Ontology annotation, cellular component: nucleus. The transcript is spliced from 2 exons. The record is from RefSeq and is a predicted model, not a curated record. The coding region runs from base 63 to 1610 and encodes 515 amino acids. Gene Ontology annotation, molecular function: DNA binding.